This is a messenger RNA of Aphis gossypii (cotton aphid), 3090 nucleotides long. Its product is annotated as cilia- and flagella-associated protein 44-like. The record is from RefSeq and is a predicted model, not a curated record. The transcript is spliced from 10 exons. The coding region runs from base 56 to 2935 and encodes 959 amino acids. NCBI's taxonomy places the organism in Eukaryota, Metazoa, Arthropoda, Insecta, Hemiptera, Aphididae.
UUUUAUACCUAUAUAUACAUUUAAUAUAAAAGUUAUAAAACUUGAAUUUACCAAAAUGUCUGAUCAUAAAAUAAAUGACAAUUACACAUCCAAAGCAAUUAACAGUGAAAAAUGGAAAGAUGAACUUCAGAAUCCUUUAUCAAAUUUAGAAGAAAACUUAAAAAUAAAUAAAAAUGUUAAAAAUAAAAAUAAAAAAUGUUUGGAAGACAAAAUGAUAAAACAAGAAAACACCCGUAAAAUACUAACUUUAGCAAAUCUCGAAAAAGAAAAAACUAGAUGUUUACUAAGAGAGUUAAAAGAAGAGUUGAAACAAGUUUUAGCCUGUAACAAGUUACUACCAGAACCAGUGCAAUUUUCUGAUGACUAUUUUCAACUCGAUGAACGAAUAAAUAAUUCGAUUAUUGAAGGAGAGCAAUCUAAAAUGAAUAAAUUACGUUUAAAACUAGCAUUCAAUUAUGAAAAGAGCUUAUUAGCUCGUAAUAAUGUCAAAAAUUAUUUUGUCGAUAACAUUUUGACCAAUAAGUUUAAAGUUAAAGCAAUUUUGACAGAUAUUGGAGUCACAACAAUAUACCACAAAACAGAAUAUAAUAAUAUAUUUAUUAGUUUAGUUAAUGAAUUUUUAUCUAAGAAACGUCCAAAACGACGAAGACGUGAAAUGACAGUUUUAAGCAAAUCAGCUCCUCAGAAUAUGCAGGCGGUUUCUGAAUCAGAAUUAUUUCUUCGAAAUGUACGCCAAAAAUAUUCGUCCUUCCCAAAGAAAAUUCAAUUUGCCAUAGAUAAGUUUGCAGCAAGAAGAGAUUUUGAAAAUCGAGUACUUCUUAACAUUGAAAAAAUGAAUAAAAAUAAGCCAGGUGAUAAAAAUAAUAUCGAAGAAGAAGCAUUACUAGAAAAUACUCUGGAUUCUAUUGGCUAUUUAAACAUAAAAUCGGGAUCAAACUAUAAAAUGAUGGAAGAUAAAAUAAUUAUAAUGGAAGAUACAUUUGAACAAUACAUGGAAGUUAAAGAAAAGGUAUACAAUUUGAAAACAACUUUUAAUGAAAAAGUAUGUGAACUCAGAACGCGCAAAAUAAAAUUAAUACACGAAUACAUACAAUUCAAGUUUGAUGUUAAUAUCAUACAAAAGGAAUUAAAUGAUCCAGAAAUAAUAACUCCAUUAGACUUCCCUCAAGUCCUAAUAGACGAAUCUAUUGAUCCAAGCUUAAUCGAUUCGUUUGAACCAAUUGAUCACUUGGAUCCGAUGGAUUUAUUUUUUAAUCCCGAAAAAAGCCCUUUGUAUAAAAAUGCAUAUUCAUACGAAGAACCUACUCAUCAAGAAAUCGUCAUGAAAAAAAUGAUAAUUGACAAAUUAAAAUAUAAGCAUAUGCAUUUGCACGAAACCAUGUUAAAGAAAAUCGAUAUGUUUGAUGAUCAACUAUUUAAAUUGAAUAAAAUGCGAAUCGAAGUUAAGCUCGAAAUUAAAUUCCUUGAUUUAUGGGCUACGACUUUAGAAGAAGAAAUGUUAGUUUUGUACGAUUUUGAUUUACUCGAAGAUGAACUUUCGUACAAUGUUCAUGUUAAAACAGGAUUACAAAAUGAUAAAGCUCAACAAAUACAAAGAAUUCAAGAAGACAUAAAUUAUUAUAGUGAUAUUAACAUAAAAAAAACAAAUAUGCUAAUAGACAAUCAAAAUACUUUUGAUAUGUGCAUGAAAAUGGAAAAUAAAGGUUUUGCUAAACAUCUUAAAAAAAUUUUCGAUAAAAAAUUGAAAAUACCUAAAAUUAAAACUGAUUAUGACGAUGAUGUACUUUCUUCGUCUUCAUCCGAUGGAAGUGACGAAUCUGAACAAGACUUUAAUAGUGAAAGUGGAGAAUCAUUAAUGGCAAUGAGUCGAGCACCUGCAGUGUUUGAUGAAAAAGUAUUACCACUAGGCUGUGAUCCAAAAUUAUUCAAUACAACAUUAGAGUUGAGAUCAAAAAAAUAUGAAAUCGAACAAAUUAUAGGAACUAAUAAAAAAAAAUUGGAAAUUAGCAAUGCGCAGCUGAUUAUAACUUUCGACGAACUUGAUGUCAUUGAAAAUGAACUAAAAGAAAUUCAAAAUGAGUUAGAAGAAUGUCGGAUAAAAAAACAAUUGAAACUAAAUGAUAUUUAUACCACAAUUGUAUUAAAUAAAUCUCAAAUCUCCAAAGCUAAAUCAUUGAAAACCAGUAUCUUAUUAUAUGGAAAUGUUCUACAAGAUUUAUCAAAGAGAACAGUAGAAUUAAAAAGAGAGGAAAAAGAUAUAAUAAAAACUUUGAAAAAAGAAAAGUUAUGUGCAAAAAAAGAUCGCAUUGAAAUAGCUAAGAUGGAGAAUGUUUUAAAAAAUAUUAAAACAGCUAUUAAAGAUGAAAUGGUAAAGAAAUUUAAAACUGAAAUGGAUUGGAAAUUUUUAGACCAAAUGGAAAUGACUAUAAUCGAUUACAUGAUAAUUAAUUCUAAGACUGAUGCCAGAGAUACAAAGAAACGUUUUAUUCAUGAAUUAAAAAUAUUAGAAAAUAAAAUUUUCUCACAACAAAACAUAGUAACUGACUUAUUAAAAUCAAAUACUCUCAAAAAUAAAAUAUUAAAAAAUGUUCUUGGAAACUUUAGUAAAAUACGACAGUACUUGGAUACCGACCAAGAAAAAAUUAUGAAAAAAUCUGAAGAUUUAUCCACGGAAACAUCGUGUAAUGCUGAAAUAACUGCCAUGAACUGCAAAUAUGAUAAAUUACUAAAGCAUAAACAAGACAUUUGUGAACAAAUAAACUUUUACAAAUGCAUAGUGUCCCCUCCUACAGAACAACAAUCUAAGUCAGAGGAGAUACAAAGUUUGGCAAUUAACGAUAAGAUAACAGUUACACCUAUAACUGGGCAAAAGGACAAAGAAGAACUUGAUUUAGACACUAUAACGAAACGCUUUUUAUUAUUAUUAAGUAUUUAACAACACUACGUUUCUUGUUAAUUAUUUUAUUUGAUAACUCAUGUAUAUAGAAUAGUACAACUUACAAGUAUGAAUAUUUAUACCAGAGUGAGUGGCCAAAUAACUACAAUCACUAAUUAAAUAAAUAAAAAGAAUUAAAAUAUGGUACUUAACUA